AGAUGACAUGUUCAGCACCACCUUAAAAGAGACAAAGCAGGGAGUGUUUGUUCGGGUGUCAGUUUUCUCCUCUUGGCUCUUUAAACCAUGUGUGUUUGGCUGCUUGCCCUCUGUGGAGCUGCAUACAAAUAUUGACAGAACACAGUGGUAUUUGUUAAGCUGGAUCUUGGGAAGUGAAUGAUUAAAACUCUGAAGGAAGAUCUGAAAACUUCAGACCUUCCCUCCUCCCUCUCCUCAAGAAUCUUUAACAGUGUUUAACAGAGUGAAAGUGAAAAUGCUGAGCUUGGUCAAAUGAAAGCCCUGACCUUCUUUUCCUCUGCCUUUGCCUUGUUGUAGUGAAAGCAGCAACAACCUGGCAUUUCUAAGAGAAUAAACAAUAAAGGAUAUUCAGCCAUGGACAAAAAGCAGCAUCUAGUGAAAAAGGAAUUUAGCAAAAGAUUUUCUUUGGACAGUACUCUCAUGGAAUACACGGACUCAAAUAGAUACAUUGACCAUUUGCUGACUCAGCUGGAAGAGCAGCGCUGGAAUGUGUGGAGGGAGAAGCUGUCUGUGGCUCGUCUACAGCAGGAAGUUGCACGAAGUAAGAGUGACAGAACAAUGCGCGAGAAGCUGAUACAUGAGUUGGAGGAAGAGCGACAUUUGAGACUUGAAAGUGAAAAAAAAUUACGAGAAGUGACACUGGAAUCUGAGCGCAACAGGGUUCAAAUGAGAGGACUGCAGCAGCAGUUUUCCAGAAUGGAAGAAACUGUGAGAAAUCUACUGCAACGUCAAGGAUCACCAGAGGCAAACGGCGAAAAACCUGUUACUGUAAUAAAAGCUUAUCAGGAAACCUUUACUCACGAGAGCAAGAGUCCUAAAACAGCGGUGGAAGACAUUUGCAUGUCAGUAGAUAAAGAUUCAAGGGAUGAAAACAGCAGCGCUGAAGAGGAAAAGGAAAAGACAAAAUUAUUGCUUCAACGGCUGAAGGCUCUGGAGGCAGAGAAUUCCGCACUGGCUAUGGAAAAUGAAAAUCAGAGAGAACAGUAUGAACGUUGCCUUGAUGAAGUAGCCAACCAGGUUGUACAAGCACUACUUACUCAGAAGGACCUGAGGGAGGAGUGUUUAAAGUUAAAAACAAGAGUUUUUGACCUGGAACAACAGAACCGAACGCUUAGUGUGCUAUUCCAUCAAAGAAUGAAACCAACAUCUGGCUUGCUGCUUCAGAAGCUUCAUUCGCGCAUCUUAGAUCUGUCGUCUGGGGAUUUCCUUUUAGAGGUAGAGAAGAACAGAAGUUUGAUACCGCUGCAAAGUGCUGAUGUUCAGGUUCAUGAAUGUCAGCAGAAUAUCAGAUCUGGAGUACCUGCCUUGAAGUGCCAGAGCCAGUUAAAUAUGACAGGGCCUCACCGAGUUUAUCCUCGAAGCAGCUGCAGCAGCAGUGAGCUCUCUCUGUCAAGUGCCUGCAGUGAAUAUUCCAGUGGCUCCUCCUAUACGUGGAAUGAUGGGAAGGCAUGCAGUAAAAGGUCAUCAGUGAACUGGGAUAAAAGAAUAAGCAUUGGUUCUUCGCUCCCCAGCAACCUUUCCAGUCCUGCUGAUGAUCUACCUCCAACUCGUAUCAAGGAAAACCACAUUUUGGAAGGGCUAAAGAAGUUACAGAAACGAAAAAUAUUACUUGAACCGCCUUCUUCUGUUAUAUCCAAAUGGGGAUACAAAGAUUGCAUGAACUCUAAUGAAGGAAUCUACUCCCCUGGCAUUAAGUGCAGCAGUCAUAAAGAAGAGGUACAUUGCACACCAGAGGAAAUGGGGGCCAUUUGCAUUGAGCACCAGAAAAACUUUGUGUAUGAUUCAGAUUCACAUGAGGAUGCGGAUGAUGAGUCUUCAUCUUUAGCAUUGCUGUAUGAAGUACCGAGCAAAGACUGUAGGCACUAUUGUAAUAAAUUAACUCACAGCGUUUCUGACAGCCUAUUUGGUUGGGAGCCUGAUAGAAAGCACUUGCCAGAAAGAGGUUCUUAUUUUAAUUCAAAAGAGAGGCCUGAAAAACUGACUAGUUUUGUCAAUGAAUUUCAGUCAAAAGGAAAAUCUUGCACAAAUGUGAAGCUGCCCGUGUUGCAAAUAGAUAAAAGUCUUGCUAGCAUAAGCUGGAGAGACCUUAAUUUACACCUUUCAGAUACUGAUGACAAUGAAAUCCUGGACGAAUUACAUAUAGAAAGCAGUGAUGAAAAAAGCCCAUCAGAUUUGUCAUUAACUCCUUUUGUUGACAAGCACACAGAGAAUUCUGAUGUGCGUGUAAAGAAGGAAAAUUGCCAGCAUGUAUCUUCUGAAAAAGAAGCAAGUCAGGUACUCACUCACUCAGGCAUUAGGCCAAAGGCAUGUAAUUUCAUUAAGCAACAAAAAGUUAUAAAGAAGACUUCUUCAGAAGAAUGCAUUACUGUUAUAUUUGAUGCUGAAGAUGGCAAACCUAUUGAAUUCAGUUCACAUCAAUCUGGAGUUGUCACUGUAACUAGAAAUGAAAUUUCAAUCAACCACUCAUGUACUAGGCCCAAUGCAGAAUACACUGAAUGUUUACCUCAGGGAAUAGUUAAUUUCCAAAAAGCAAUGGAAGCUAAAAACUACAGCAUUUUGCAAGCACCUGAUAAUGAAAUUGAGAGAAAGACUCUCCCAAAUAACUUAGAGAACGAGCAUGCAGUUGACCCUACUACAUGCAACAGUCAGUCUCCUUUACUCCCUAAAAGACCCAUGUUUCACAACAUCCCACAGCAAAAGCUAAUGAAGCCAGUUUGCAGUAUUUCUUCCAAACCUAGGUCUCCAUCUUGUAUGCAGGCAGGUAGUAACCAAAACCAAAAACUGACGAAAAUUCCGAGCAGAGAUAAGUUCUCACCACAAAAAAUAAACAUCACGGUGAAUGAAUAUUCCACUAGCACCUCUUCACACUGUCCUAUGACACUGGAGAAAUCUGUAAAAUGUUCAAGGUUCAAAAAAGUGCAGAGUCCCACUAAGAAUGCUGAUUCAAAAGUAGAUUUGCUUAUUUCAAAGGCGCACCCUCUGCAAAAUUCUAAAAUGCUUGACAGAACAGAUUGGCCCAAGAAUCAGGUCCCAGAAUCAACUUCAUUGCCUCAACAUCUUAUAGAGUCAAUUGACUGUGAAGAACCACCAACUAGAGAUAUCCAUUGUGAUUUGCCUGAAGCAGAAGCCAGAUCUCCAUCACCACCACCUCCUCCAGGCAGGUCAACUUCACUAUUGAUAAGACCAAACUAUGAACAUUCACCACCUGUACCCAAUAAGCCAGGAGCAAGUAUUCCCAGUGAGACAGUAAAAAGUCCAGUCAUGUCACCACUGAAAACAGCCUCAGUGUCCAUUUUUCAUAAUGUGCACAGAAUGCCAACUAACAAGCUCCCUUCAACACCUAAAGUCAAAUUAAAUCACUUUAAUGAGAAAGGAGAGAUGUUUACACAAAGCAAAUGCAUAUCAGAGCAACCCUCCGCAAUGUGCCAAGUCAUUCCCAAAGUGUUUACAAAGAAAGUUCCUCCUAAAACCUCAAACCAAUCAGUAUCCUGCAAUAAUAUAGAACGUAAUUCCAAGGAUGUGUCCCCAGACUGCACGUCACAAGAUACAGAUCUAAUGCAAAAUGGACUACUGCCUAAGGACACUGAAGUACCUCAGAAACAUAAAUUUCCAAACAGGUUCUCCACAUCACCAGAUUUUCAGCCAGCAAUCAUUGGGAAACCUUUUCUGCCUCAGAUUAAUCACUCCCCAUUAUCACUGUUGUCUCAGGGAAGUGAUGUUGGAAAUAUACCAGAAAAGAGUCUGAAACCACAUCUGCCUGUAGGACUUAAAUUACUCAUAAAAUCUCCUCAGCUCUUCAGAAAGAGUUCCACUAUACCAGGGAAGCAGGAAAAAGACAAUAUGAAUGCAGCCUCCAAAAGCUGUGUGAAUUCAUGCAAACGGAGGCAGGGUGAAUCUUUAGCUCAAACCACCAUAGACGUAGCUGACACUGAAUUAAGGAGUGCUGAGAAUGGAAUAAAAGAAAAUUUUGCUGGGGAUCUUGGUAUGAAUCCAGCUUCCUCUGUUUCACCUGAGACUUGCUGCUUAAUAGAACGAGGAGAUGGGUUGGAAAACAGGUUAGUUAAGAGAUCCAUUUCUUCUAGUAGUAAGGCAUACUUGAAGCCUGCUCUUGGUAUGAAUGGAGCAAAGGCCCGAAGUCAGAGUUUCAGCAUUCACACAGGGGAAAAGUCACCUAUACCUUCCACAGAAGGGUUAGGAAAAGUUCGGACCCAGAUCAUAACAAACACAUCUGAAAGAGGGAAUUCUUUAACGAGGCAGAACUCAGCUGUGGAAGGAUUACAAAUCAGAGCUGUUCCUGGUUCAGUAGUGAUGUCAGAUACGGUUUCAAACACGACAAAGGUUUCAGAAACUUCUUAUUCUAGACAGGGUUCUUCUGCAAGCAUCAGUAGUGCCAGCAGUCAAGUUGGUAGCCCAAGCAAACUGCCAUUCCAUAUGUCUCCGAAGGGGGAUUUAUUCUACAGCAUUUCAGAAACUGAGGACAACAAAUCACCAUCUCAGAGAGAUGCCCAAAGUAAAUCUUUCCAUGAUGAAAAAGCCAUCGAAAUUUCCAAACAUCAACCAGUAAGCAAAAAAAGUGUUACACAAGCAGAAAUGGCAUUGGAGUCAUCAACUAGUAUUUCAUCAGAACAAAUUUUGCCACUUCAGAAAAAUCUGGACAGCACACAAUCUCCUCAUAAACACGAAGCAGGCAAGGUAGUAUUACAAGAAGCCUGCAUAAAGGCAUCUGAAGCCUCGGAGAAGGUUUCAGCUUCAUGUGUUUUACAGCCCACGAUAGAAGAAAAAGUCAUGUUGUGCAUCCAGGAAAAUAUGCAGAAGGAACAAGGGCAGAGCAAAUGCCCCACCACUGAGACUAAACAAAAGAGUGGGGGGCCUUCUAUUGCUAGCUGGUUUGGUUUUCGAAAGAGUAAGCUCCCAGCCUUGAGUGGUAGAAAAGCUGAUGUUUCUAAAGUAAAAAUAGAAAAGAAAGAGCCAAAGGGUUUAGCUUUUGGAAGCAAGCAAACAAAAUCGGAAAAAAGAAAAGACAAAAAGAAGACUGAACAGCACUGUGAAGCAGAAAACGAGAUAAAUAAGAAAACUCUGAAUUGUGGUAUUUUAGACAGUGUUCCGAAAGCGAAAAAAAUGACAAAAGCCACACACAAUAACCUCAGCCAAACUGGGUGCGAACAAAAGAACAGCUCUGCCACCACACACUCAGGAAAAGACAGCUUUAUGAAAGAGCUUUUACACAGAGUUGAUAAGAAAGCAGCCCAGCCGACAGAAAGUGGAUCACAUAAUGUUUCCUACAGGAACGUGUCGAAGGGUGGCUCCCAGGGCUCUUCUCUUCCCAACAACUCUGUCGGCACUCAAGGAAACCAGAAGAAAACCAGCAAAACAAAGGCUGAUAUGGAAAUACCAAAUGAUGCAGUGAUCAAAGUGGUAACAGAAAACUUCCAAGAAGAUGAAGAGAAAGCCAUCGCUGACUCAACUUGUCAAAGCCACUUAAUAGAAAACUGCUGCCAAAUGAGGACACUGGACAGUGGGAUAGGAACCUUUCCUCUCCCAGACUCAGGAAACCGCUCGACUGGACGACACGUUUCUAAACAAGAACUGGAUUUAGAAGCUGACGUUUUCAUAUCACCUGUGCAAGCUUUCCCUCCGGCUUCUUCUGAGAAAGCCAAAACCCUUGAGCGAGAAGUGCCUUCAACAGCUAAUAAGGACCAGGGAUCUGUGGAGAGCAUAAUAACACAUUCAACAUCAGAUCCUGCCAUGACUGCUAAGGGUGUACAGACUUUUCAGAGUCGCCUUCCAAAGCCAGCCUCUGCAGGAAUAACGAGCCCUGUGAAAAAAAGUGGACAAGAAGAGAGUUCUCUGACUUCUGUAUCAUUAAAGCAUUCAGAAAAAGAAAAAUGUGGCAACAAGAUGUUUCCGGAUUGGAGCAGCAAAAAAGCUAUUAAAGCCAAGGACAGGGCGCUGAGAGUGUGCACUUACUCUGCCAGCAGUAGCAGUGAUACUGAAACAGAGCUGGAGUACGAAACAAACGAUUUUGGAACCGGAGGGGAAAAGUUGGUAGAUUUAAUGAAAAACAACAAGCAAGCUGAGCAAGAAGAAAAUAGUGUGAGAAAGUCCUUUAUGGGGAGGCCCAUGUCUAUCUUGGAUAUAUACCAGCACAGUCUCUGUGGCCAUUAUGGAGAGGAUGGACCUGAACAAUUAGCACAUUACAGUUUUAUUGAGCAGCUGAAUGGAACUUCCACUAAAGAUGGCAAGAGCAAAAAGAUCCCUAGUAAAUUGAAGCAACCUGAAGAAGCAAAGGAAGAUUCUGAAAAGGGGUUAUCUAAAAUUUCCCUGGAGUCUCUCAAUAAAUUUAACAGCAGCAGAAGCAUUUUAUUGGAAAAGGAGAGCAAGGUUAAAGGACAAGAAGAAGAAAAUGGGAAGAAUGAAGAAGUUUCUCUAAAUAGUUCUGAUAGGCAUGAUAUAGACCACUUGGAGUCCUUGAGUGAUUCUUUAUAUGAUAGCUUCUCAUCCUGUGCAAGCCAAGGCUCAAAUGAUGUAUAAAGAGGACACUCAACACGGGUGGCCACUGAGUGGAGCACUUAAUGAACAGAAGAACUAAAUAAAUAAGAGCUGUUGAAAAUAUUCAAAGUAAGUUGCUAAGACUCAUGAUAGGAUAUAUCCAGAUAUAUUCAUAUAGAGCAAUAACGAAGAAAAAUCUGCAUUAUAACAAAAAGACUGAAAGUUUGACAGUACAACACAGUUGUUACUAAAAAGAAAUAGUCUUAAUUUUGCACUUUUAUGAAUUAUUGUACAGAAGUUGUAAAAAAUGUUCUGGGGAAGAGAAAGAAAAUUAUAUUUGUAGAAAAACAUGACAGCAAUAAAUACUAAUUGGUGCCAUGCUCCUGAAAUAGCAGGCUACUAACUUUAAACACUGAUGUUAAUAUUAACAAAGUUAGUAAUUUUUUUGUAAAAUAAAGAUUUAUGAACGUUCUAGUCUUAAAACUGUAUGUAGAAACACUGCUUUAUUGCAAAAUUGAACUUGCCAAAUGGUCUAUAAUGAAUCACCUUGAACCACAUUGUACAACAUACAUUUUUUAAAAUGCAUAUAUUUGUGCAAUUUUGAAAAGAUUCUCUAUGAACUUGCAUAUUUCUCUUAAUGCCAUUUGGUGAAAACAUCCAAGAGAUACCCUCCUUCCCUAUAAUCUGUAGCCUUAUAUGUACCAUGAAUACAUGUUGUCUUGAUUUAACUUUGAUAUGAUUUCAUGUUAAUUCUGUUAAUUUGGGAAUCAUUGACUAUAAUGCAAUUUAUUUAGAUUUGUAUUCAACAAUUUAAAUUUUUUUAAUCAAGAAAAAGAUUGGUGCCAGCAAACAAAUUAUGGGGGGCGGGGGUUUCCUACAAAGACUCUUUAUAUGUAAGGGAGAAGUCUAUUUCAAAGGUGGAGCGUAUUUUUUUUAGAUGUGGAAUAUUUAUAACAACUUUUGUACAGCAGCCUGUAAGCUAGCUAUAUUUACAAUACUUCCUAAUCUGUUUACUGUGUUUGUAGCAUACGCCUGUUGAUUUCCACCCACUAUGUUGUACUAUCAGUGUUACUUGGUUAAUACUUUCGUGCAAUGUUACAUUUCAUGUUGUUUUAAAUAAUGUUGGGGUAGUUUGGUUGUUUCUGAUUUUUAUGAAAUUUCCUUUGAAGUUUAUUUCUGAAUAAAAGUCAUAUCAUAUA
Molecule: messenger RNA, 7727 nt
Organism: Lacerta agilis (Sand lizard)
Lineage: Eukaryota; Metazoa; Chordata; Lepidosauria; Squamata; Lacertidae
Gene: NCKAP5
Product: NCK associated protein 5
Exons: 20
Coding region: 394-6570 (2058 amino acids)
Biological process (GO): microtubule depolymerization; microtubule bundle formation
Cellular component (GO): microtubule plus-end
Source: RefSeq, a predicted model, not a curated record